Molecule: messenger RNA, 8394 nt
Organism: Etheostoma cragini (Arkansas darter)
Lineage: Eukaryota; Metazoa; Chordata; Actinopteri; Perciformes; Percidae
Product: mucin-2-like
Exons: 51
Coding region: 32-7867 (2611 amino acids)
Cellular component (GO): extracellular matrix
Molecular function (GO): protein binding
Source: RefSeq, a predicted model, not a curated record
UCCCUGUCAGGACAGGGACUACUCAAGGAUCAUGAGAACAGCCAGGAUGCUACUUGAAUGGGUGAUACCAUGGCUCACUCUCUACCUUCCGCUAUCUGCAGCCAGCACUGCUACAGUUCAGAUGGUGACCAAAAUGCCAGUAAUUACAGAAACGAGACUUGCUCACAACAACCAGAUCUGCAGUACAUGGGGCAACUAUCAUUUCAAGACUUUCGAUAGUGAUUUCUUCCAGCUUCCCUCCACUUGCAACCACCUCUUUGCAUCCCAGUGUAAGGGAAGUUAUGACAGUUUCAACAUCCAGUUAAAACGGCAGGAGAUGAAUGGGGUCACCACAAUUGAGAAGGUCACCAUGAAACUGGAGGGGGUCUCUGUGGAAUUAGCCAACACUUCCAUCAAAGUCAAUGAUAAACUUGUCACUAUACCAUUCAGCCAGAUUGGCAUUUCAAUAGAAAGAACUGUCUCCCAUGUGAAAAUCCAGGCAAAGCUGGGUUUGGUCAUCAUGUGGAAUGAAAAAGACGCCCUAUGGGUUGAGCUGGAUGAAAAAUUCAAGAAUCAGACAUGUGGCCUGUGCGGUGACUUUAACGGAAUACAGGUUUAUGAUGAGUUCAUCCAAACAGAAACAGGGGGGUCUGUAACUCUUGAAUAUUAUGGGGAGGCCUGGAAGGUGAAUGGUCCAACUGAAGAGUGUGAAGAAAUCUCCUCACCAGCCACACAGAACUGUGCUAGUGAAGUAGGUGAAAAUGGAUUUGCUGACCCACACAAAGACUUAUGUGCAAACCUGCUGUCAGGACCGGCAUUGCUCAGCUGUCAAAACCUGGUUGCUACUGACUCCUUUAUCGGAGCCUGUGUGAAGGACCUGUGCCGCUGUAAAAACAGUACUUCAUGCUUGUGUUCAACUAUAUCAGAAUACUCCCGUCAGUGCGCUCAUGCAGGUGGAAAACCACAGCAAUGGAGGACAGCACAACUGUGUGCAAAAACAUGCCCUUUCAACAUGGAGCAUAAGGAAUGCAGUAGUCCUUGUACUGACACCUGCAGCAAUCAAAAGAGAAGCCAAGUGUGUGAGGAUCACUGCGUAGAUGGAUGCUUCUGUCCAAAUGGGACUGUCUUUGACGACAUUACACAAAGUGGGUGUGUAGCUGUAGACACAUGCUCCUGCUUACACCAUGGCAAGCCAUACAAGCCAGGGGAAUCAUACUCAAGGGCAUGUCGAAACUGUACAUGUACCCAGGGUCAGUGGCACUGCAAAGAUAUUGACUGUCCUGGUGUCUGCUCUGUGCUGGGUGGCUCCCACAUCUCCACCUAUGAUGGUAAAACUUAUACUUUCCAUGGAGACUGCACUUAUGUUCUCUCCAAGGAAACAAAUGGGACUUUCAGUAUCCUUGGUGACCUGGCCAAAUGCAAAAGAUCUGAUAAAUCAACUUGCCUGACUGCAGUCACCCUACUACUGCCUAAACACAUGAUGAUUGUAGUAGAAGCCAGCGGACAAGUUUUGUAUAAUAAACUGACCACUCAGCUGCCUCUUUUCAUGGAUGACAUAACAAUCUUCAAACCAUCUACAUUCUUUAUUGUUAUCCACACCAACUAUGGGCUUGAUCUCGAGAUUCAGCUUUCACCCAUUAUGCAGAUCUACAUCAAAGCCAGUGUUUCCAAUAAAGGACAACUCACUGGUAUUUGUGGAGAUUUUAAUGAUGUGCAAGCUGAUGACUUCCGAACCACAAAUGGAUUAACUGAAGGAACGGCCGGGACAUUUGUCAACACAUGGAAGACCAGGACAAGCUGCUCCGAUGUGACAAACAUACUUGGGGACCCCUGCCUUUUGAGCGUAGACAAUGAGAAAUAUGCCAAACACUGGUGUGCCUUGCUGUCGGACCCUAAAGGGAUGUUUGCUAAGUGCCAUUCUGUAAUAAACCCAAAACGCUAUCAAGAUUCUUGUAUUUAUGACACCUGUGCCUGUGAUAACAGUGAGGAGUGCAUGUGUGCUGCCAUGUAUUCCUAUGUCCAUGCUUGUGCUGCUGAAGGUGUCUUACUUAAUGGAUGGAGAAACACCAUAUGUGAGAAAUACACGACCGGCUGUCCAUCUACUUUUGUAUAUGGCUACCAAAUGACAAGCUGUGGUCGAACCUGCCGCUCUCUUAGUCAGUCAGACUUAACGUGUGCGGUUGAAUUUACCCCGCUUGAUGGCUGUGGCUGUGCUGAAGGAACUUACCUGAAUGAGAAGGGUGAAUGUGUGUCAGCCUCACAAUGCUCCUGCCAUGUGGGAGACACACUAGUACACCCGGGGCAGGUCAUCAGCAUCCACGGACAAACCUGCUCCUGUCAAAAUGGAGAACUAAGAUGUACAGGAAGCCAAAUAAGUGAAUCAUGCACCGAGCCAAUGGUUUUCUUCAACUGCUCAAGUGCAAAGCCAGGUGACACAGGAUCCGAGUGCCAAAAAAGCUGCCAGACACUGGACACGGAAUGUAUCACUACACAGUGUAUGUCAGGCUGUGUAUGUCCUGCUGGCCUGCUGUCUGAUGGUAAAGGAGGAUGUAUUACAGAGGAGAACUGUCCCUGCACAUAUAAUGGAGAAUACUAUAAUUCUGGACAGACUGUCACUGUGGACUGCAAUACCUGCACUUGCAAAAGGAGAAAAUGGGACUGUACACUUCGUGAAUGUGAUGGAACUUGUACCAUUUAUGGAGAAGGACAUUACAUCACUUUUGAUGAUAAGAAAUUCUCUUUUAAUGGAGACUGUGGAUAUGUCUUUGCUAAGGAUUACUGUGGGGACAAUAUGAAUGGCACCUUUAGGGUCCUGACUGAGAGCAUCCCAUGUGGAACAACUGAAAGCAUUUGCUCAACUGCUAUCAAGCUCUACUUAGGGAACCAUGAAAUUGUUCUUUCAGAGGAAAAUGUCAGAGUUAUCAAGCAAAGUGAAGGGGUGGACAUACCAUUUCAAGUCCACACUAUGGGCAUAUAUCUCGUCAUUGAGGCAAAGAAUGGUCUUGUUCUCAUUUGGAAUAAGAAAACAACACUCAUGAUCCAACUCAAGUCCACAUUCAAGGGGAAAGUCUGUGGUCUAUGUGGGAAUUAUGAUGGAAACAUAAAGAAUGAUUUUACCACGAGAAACAAAGAAGUUGUGGUUGAAGCCCUUGAGUUUGGAAACAGCUGGAAAGUGUCACCUACCUGCCCUGAUGCAAAAACACUAAAAAAUCCCUGCAUGCUGUACUCAUACAGGCAGGCAUGGGCACUGAAACACUGUAGCAUUAUUAACAGCAAAGUAUUUGCUAGUUGCCACUCAAAGGUGGAUCCAAAAAACUAUUAUGAUGCCUGUGUGACAGACACAUGUUCCUGCAACACAGGAGGAGAUUGUGAGUGUUUCUGCUCAGCUGUAGCAGCCUACGCAGCAGCCUGUAAUGAGGCCGGAGCUUGCGUGAAAUGGAGAACUCCCACGAUAUGUCCUCUGUUCUGUGAUUUUUACAACCCUGAUGGAAAGUGUGAAUGGCACUAUGAGCCUUGUGGGAAAAAAUGCAUGAAGACAUGCCGGAAUCCCUCAGGAGAGUGCUACAAUCACAUUCCGGCAUUAGAAGGCUGCUAUCCAAGUUGCCCAUCUGAACGCUCUUAUUUGGAAGAAGAUACCAUGAAGUGUGUGUCACUGGAGGAAUGUGGCUGCUAUGAUAACGAAAGGAAGCAUUAUAAGGAAGGUGUGGUCAUGCCUCCAAUAGAAAAUUGUCAAAACUGUUAUUGCUCUUCAACAAAGGUUAAGUGCAGCUAUGACAUCCAAGCUUGCACCUGUUUAUAUAGAGGAAAGAUUUACAAGUAUGGAGAUACAGUCUACGACACAAAUGAUGGAGAUGGAACCUGCAUCACAGCUUUCUGUGGGGAAAAUGGAAAUAUUACCAGAAUCAUGAAUCCUUGCACUUCCACCCAGAAACCACAAACAACAACAGUAUUUGUUUUUGAAACAUCUACCAUAACAGUGAUGGGAAAACCUACUACGACAGCCACAGAAAAACCUACCACAACAGUCACAGAAGAACAUACCACAACAACAGUCACAGGAGAACGUACACCAAAAACAACAGUCACAGAAAAACCUACAACAACAGUCACAGGAAAAUCUACUCCAAUACCUGUUGAUUGCAAGUGGUCAAAUUGGAAAAACAAUCAUUACCCUCAUUUUGAAGAUGAUGGAGACUAUGAACCCAUUGAAGAAAUUACUGAUAUAGAUCUGAGAGUUUGCAUAAAACCUCUGGAAAUAGAAUGUAGAGCAACACAAUACAAGGAUAUAGCUUUGAUCGAACUUGAUCAAAAAGUAACUUGCAACUCAACAAUUGGACUGAUCUGUCAUAAUAAAGACCAAAUACCUCCUAUUUGUUAUGACUAUGAAGUAAGAGUGAAAUGUUGCAUGGCGAGCUCAACCACCUCAGCAACGACAAAAAUGUCACCCAAAACAACAAUCACCGGGGAACCAACCACAAUCGCCACAGAAAAACAUACCACAACAACAACUUCAGAAAAAUCUACCAAAACAGCCACAGAAGUAACUACCACAACAACAGCGACAGAAAAACCUAUCACAACACUGGCCACAGAAAAACCUACCUCAACGGCAACAGUCACAGAAAAACCUACCACACCAGUCACAGAAGAACACCACAGAAAAGCCUACCACGAAAACAGUCACAGAAAAACCUACCACAACAACAGUCACAGAAAAACCUACCACAACAGUCACAGAAGAACAUACCGCAACAACAGUCACAGGACAACAUACCACAACAACAGUCACAGAAAAACCUACCACAACAACAGCCACAGAAAAACCUACCGAAACAACCAAUUUUUCACAGGAGAACCUACCACAACAGUCACAGAAGAACAUACCACGACAACAGUCACAGGAGAACUUACCACAACAACAGUCACAGAAAAACCUACCACAACAACAGCCACAGAAAAACCUACCACAAUGGCCACAGAAAACCCUACCACAACAACCACAGAAAAACCUACCACAACAGCCGUCACAGAAAAACCUACCACAACAACAGUCACAGAAGAACCUACCACAGCAACAUCCGUCACAGAAAAACCUACCACAAUAGUCAAAGGAGAACCUACCACAACAACUGUCACAGAGAAACCUACCACAACAGCCUCAGAAAAACCUACCACAACAGCCACAGAAAAACCUACCACAACAACUGUCACAGAAAAACCUACCACAACAGCCACAGAAAACCCUACUGCAACAACAUCCAGUGAAAAAACAACAUUGAGAGAAAAACCCACCACUGCUGCUGCCACAACCCCAGAAAAAGAGACAGUGACCACAGAAUCCACAGAAAAACCCACAAUAACCAUUGAAACUCAGACUGUAACACCUUCAACUCUUCCGUCUUCAACACCAGGCAGAACAACUUUGUGUUUCUGCAAGUACAUGGGUCAACUUUUUUCUCCUGGUAGAUUUAUGUACAAUAAGACUGAUGGAGAAGGCUGGUGUUUCACUGCAUAUUGCAAUUUGACAUGCAAUGUAGAGAAGCUGGCUAGACCAUGUCACUCCACUACUCCACCAACUUCUCGCACCACCACCACCACAACAAUCACCACAAACCAACCCUGUUCAUAUCUUAAUCCACCUAGAAAGCAUGGUGAGUCCUGGAGUUCAAAUGGCUGCACCAGAGAUAGAUGCGACAAUGGAAUUGUAAUGACAGAACAUGUGCAAUGUGAACCAGUGACCAAGGCUGUAUGUGAAAAUGGGCUCCAACCAGUCAGGGUUUAUGAUGAAGGAGGCUGUUGUUUUCACUAUGAAUGCCGUUGUACUUGUUCUGGCUGGGGAGAUCCUCAUUAUUUGACAUUUGAUGGCCAGUAUUACAGCAUGCAGAAAAACUGCACAUAUGUCCUCGUGAAAGAGAUCGUGCCCCAACACAAUUUUAAGAUUCUUAUCAACAAUGAAAACUGUGAUGCCUCUGGAACUGUGACCUGUGCUAAAUCCUUGAUGGUGUAUUACAAAAACUAUGAAGUUAUUCUUACACAGGACAGAAUCCCAAAGACCUUGAACAAGGUGUAUGUCAACGGCAAGCAGGUAGUCCCAACCUACCUUAAUGAUGACUUCAUCAUAACAAGUACAGCAAAUGAGCUGCUCAUGAGAAUCCCGGCAAUUAAUGCAGUUGUGAUGUUCAAAGGGCUUUUGUUCAGCGUUGACUUGCCGUUUGCCCUUUUCCACAACAACACAGAGGGACAGUGUGGUACCUGUGACAAUAACAGGAAAAACGACUGCCAAUUACCAAAUGGCCAGAUUAAUCCUACAUGCUCAGAGAUGGGAAGUUGGAUUGUACCAGAUAAGAACAAGCCAUAUUGUGAUAAGAAGCCUCCAAUACCAAUCCCAACACCAACACUCACACCCAUACCCUGUAAACCUGACAUUUGUGAAAUUCUGAUCAGCAAGGUGUUUGAGCAAUGCCACAAAGUACUCUCACCACUACCAUUUUAUGAGGCCUGUAAAUUUGAUGUUUGCCACGAGGCCAAACCCACCUUCGGUUGUUUCAGCAUGGAUGCAUACUCCAAGAUGUGUGCUGAAGCAUCUGUCUGCAUACCCUGGAGGAAUGCUACAAAUGGGCUGUGUGAAUAUACAUGUCCAAAAAACAAGGUCUACAAGCCUUGUGGACCGACUGUUGUACAAACUUGCAAUGCAAGAUACAAUGAAGAGUAUGCCCGAAAAUGCCAGGGAAUUAAUGGAAACCAGAAUCAAGCUUGUACUGGCUUCAUGGAGGGAUGUUUCUGCCCAGAGGAGCUGACUCUGUUCAGUUCAAAUUCUGACCUUUGUGUCUCCGUCUGUUGCACUGGACCUAAUGGCCAACCUAAACAGCUCGGUGAAACUUGGCAGAGUGGCUGUAAUCAGUGUACUUGUGAUAAGAACGCUCUGAAUGUUCGGUGUGAGCCUCUCAUAUGUCCCACUCAAGAACCAAUAACCUGUAAAGAGAAAGGAGAGAUGUUGGUGGCCCAAACAGAGGACUGCUGUGAGAGACUGACCUGUGACUGCUUAAUGAGCCACUGUUUGUUGCCAACACAGAAGUGCAAACUGGGAUUUGAAUUAGAAAUCAACAUGUCAAAAACUUGCUGCCCAUCUUACCGCUGUGUACCUAAAGGUGUCUGUGUCUUCAAUGAUACUGAGUACCAGCCUGGUAUGGAUUUCUUCAAAAACCCAUGUGAAUCAUGCCGCUGUACUGAAAGUAGGGACCCCAACAGCAAGUUGAACACUAUUAAGUGUCAUGUGGAGCAGUGUCCCCCCCCACUGUGUUCAGAGGGCUAUGUGUAUGAAAACACACCUGGACAAUGUUGUGGAUCAUGUAAAAGAAACAGCUGUGUUAUGGAGGUCCCAGGCUUCACUUCUCCGAUAAUUAUUAAGCCUUCUGAGUCGUGGUCACCACCAAAUGACAACUGUACCAAGUAUGAUUGCCAAAAGGUGAAGAAUGAGUUCAUAACCUAUCAAACAAAAACAACAUGUCCUGCAUUUGAUCCAGAGAACUGCGUUCCCGGCACUGAACAAAGCGACAUCAACGGUUGUUGCAAAACUUGUACUCCUCUUAAGAGCUGUCAAAUGACCAGGAACACCACCUAUCUGCAGACCAAGAACUGCAAGUCGGUUGUUCCAGUGGAAAUCACAGCCUGUGCAGGAUCCUGUGGAGCGUCCUCAUCAAUAUACUCUGCAGAAAACAACGGUUUGGUGCAUUCGUGCUCAUGCUGUCAAGAAAUGACCACCAGUACAAUGAAAGUGAAGAUGACCUGCACCGAUGGCAGCACAAUGGAGCACUCCUACAUUUCAGUUGACAAGUGUGGUUGCCAAGUCGCUGAAUGUAAAGACAACAUUAAAACUAAACUUAAUUAAACAGAAAAACUAAAAUACUUUAUUAAACUUAAGAAACUCCUCUCCAAAAACUAUUAGAGUCAAGACUUAAUAUGUGAAGGCACACACACUCCUUAGGAUCCAGCAUCCCCAAAUAAGGGUGAAUAAGUUAAACCUUUUAAACAACCGAGAUGUUGUGUCUUUAUAUCUCUUUUAGCUUUUGAAGAGGUUGAUCUUUUAGAAAACUAAACAAUGUGGUGUUUUCGGUCUUACAGGGUCUUUUUCUUACUUUUACUGUAAAUGACGUUAAACGAUACAUGAAUGUAGUUAGAUUUUGCAGUUCAAGUUCAUGUAGAUGUCAUUGUCUUUUAAAGAAUGGGAUUAUUUUUGUGGUAAAGUGUAAAAGAUUUAAAACAUGGAUUAAUUUCAAUGGUUUUAGGACCAUCAACAUAAAUGAUCUUACAACCCAUUGAACAUAUAAUGAAAAGAGUGUAAAGAAUAUCCAAACUAUCUUUGUCUAUCUUCUAAUGUGUUAAAUCUGUCAGUGUCAUUAAAACUCUCAUGUUUGC